Gloeophyllum trabeum ATCC 11539 is the source of this 2630-nucleotide messenger RNA. Its product is annotated as WD40 repeat-like protein. Lineage: Eukaryota; Fungi; Basidiomycota; Agaricomycetes; Gloeophyllales; Gloeophyllaceae. The transcript is spliced from 9 exons. The coding region runs from base 77 to 2434 and encodes 785 amino acids. Gene Ontology annotation, molecular function: protein binding. The record is from RefSeq and is a predicted model, not a curated record.
GACGCGACUUACCUCAAAGCACCUGCAAGCCAACAACAACAACUCUGUCCCUCAGCAGCCCUCCAUACAGCUUCCUAUGUUGAGCUCGCUCGGACUCCCUCCGAAUCCACAGCAGGGCCAGCAACAGGGAGGACAGCAAAUCCAGCAGCAGCCACAGCAGCAGCAGGGUCCCCAGAAUAAUGGGAUCCCGCCCCCGCCCCCUCAGAACGGCCAAGACUUUACGCUCUCCAGCGUAUUGCACUUUCUCCAGACCGAAUGGAGGAGAUACGAACGCGACCGUAAUGAGUGGGAGAUCGAGCGGGCGGAGAUGAGGGCUCGUAUAGCCCUGCUGGAGGGCGAGCGUCGCUCGUUCGACAAUGUCAAGGUCGAUCUUAUGCGGCGUAUCAAGAUGCUGGAGUAUGCUUUGCGGAUGGAGCGUUCGAAGCAACUUUCACAAGCUGGCACUGUCCCACCAGCCAAACUCGCGUCACUUCAAGCUCAAAAUGCCCAGAAAGACGAGACAGGGAGCCACAAAGAGGGGAGUAGUGGCAGCUCGCCGCGUAGCGAAGACAUCCCAUUGCCGCCAGAGAACCGUUCUGUUGGGUCCGCGCCCAACGGCGCAGCUGGCGCGGGUCCAUCUGGAAGGCCUCUUACGUGGGCUGGCAACUUCCCCUUGACGAACGGUCCGGGUUCUGGCACGCUGGCCUUAGGGAAGCCUCCUCCAGGGCGCGAUCCGAAGAGUCGCGCGAGGAGUCGGGACUACCUGAAACAAUGUCUACAGGAAGUAUCUUACUUGACCUCGCCACAGGCCAUGAACCCCCUCCCCAAUCGCCCGAUCAUGAAUAGCGGCUCGGUACCGCUUUCUCUUCCCAACGUGCCCCCGUUCGAGCAGAUGGCGUACAACGGCCGGCCUCGUAAAGUCAUGCCUGAGGUCGGAAAGGAGUACCCAGUCAUGAACGGCAUGAGCAUGAUGUCUGGUCCAUCAUCCGCCCCUGCUGCCCAAGGAGGCCAGAUGCAGCCGCUUGAGCGGAACAAUCCCCUGGGUAAUGCAAUGAUGCCUCCAGCUCAGCAGCAACAGCAGCAACAGCCCCCUACCGGCCCUGGUGGGCCAAUGUCCCAGCAGCAGCCACAGUCUCAGCCUCCCCAAAGCCAAGAGAACAGGGAUGGAGACGAGCCCCGUCCGCUUACUGCGAUCUUUCGGCCCGACGACGACUGGAAGGAGAAGCUGAGGCUUUCUCAUGAAGCGGCCCAGCAGGCACAGUUGGAAAGGUCGGGUCCAUCGGGGAUGUCACCUAUGGGCAUUGUGUCGUGGCAGAGGGACACGCGCGAGGAAGAGGAGGAGGCUAAGGAGGAGGAGGAAGAGGCGGAGGAGGAGUCGAGCGUGCUUGGUGAGGGUGAGGGCACUAAGGUGUGGAAGACGAGGAGAACCUUGAGGAACCAUCUCGAUGCCGUCCGGGCAGUCGCGUUCCAUCCCAGCGAACUGUGCCUUGCCACGGGAGGCGACGAUUGCACGAUAAAACUGUGGCGAAUGGAUGUUAGCGGUCUCACGUCAUCUGGCGCUCGGGCUAUAACUGAAGUCGAGCCACAAUUGACGCUGCGGGGGCAUUCUGCGGCCAUUACUCGGUUAAUCAUAUCGCCGUCGAAGCAGCUCAUUUAUUCGGCGUCGCUGGACUCCUCGAUCCGUGUAUGGGUCCUCCCUCCACCAUCACAUACAACAUACGCUCCUUUCGACAAGUCGAGGAUCCGGUCAGAGCUGAUCGGACAUACCGAUGCGGUGUGGGACCUCGCGCUGGUGAGAGACGAGAGCACGCUCAUCAGCUGUGGCGCCGAAGGGGCAGUCAAAGUUUGGGAUGUCAGCGGCCCCGCCGGAGGCUCUCUGAAGCUGUCGUGGACGUACGCGGGACUGGAGAGCGAGAGUGAUGAAAUUCCGAGAGAUGACGAUCUCCCAGGGGCGACUGCGGUCGAGGCGAUCAGGGUGGAUCUAAAAAAGGUUGCAGUUGCAUACCAGAACGCAGCCAUCAAAAUCUUCGACAUCGAAACUGGGAAGGAAGUCAGUCAAUUGCAGAGCGAGGCGGCGCAAGAUGGCUCCCCGGCGAAGCAGGUGAAUAGCAUGGUGUCGCAUCCGACGAUGCCAAUGCUCGUCACGGCUCACGAGGACAAGCAUAUUCGGAUCUUUGACAUCACCACCGGGCAAUGCACACACUCGAUGCUCGCGCAUCUGGACGCGGUGACUUCGCUGUCUAUUGACUCGUCCGGGUUUUCGCUGGUAUCUGGAAGCCACGACUGCUCGGUCCGGUUCUGGGACCUGCUGGGCUCUAGGUCGUGCGUGCAGGAGAUUACGGUGCACCGGGAGAAGGCCCACGAGGGCGUGCUGGAUGUGCAAUUCCACCCCACGCUGCCGUUCAUGGCAAGCGCGGGAGCAGACGGGGUGGUGAAACUGUACGCGUCGUCAUGAUGGCGGCGGGGGAAUCGUUCAUUUCGCUCUAUAUUUCCGGGACUGCCCUUAAUGAUAUGCUGUCGAUGUUUUGUCUGUAGAUGCACUAUACCAAGCUUUGCAUGAGCGGAAAGUGUUAUGGGCACGUGAGGGGAUGGCCUAAAGUGGCAGAGAUGAAACUGGGGCGCGCUGUGGCGGGCAAUGUUAUGUUGCAGCG